Messenger RNA from Saccharomyces kudriavzevii IFO 1802, 1632 nucleotides. It is a transcript of the gene DAL5, whose product is annotated as allantoate permease. The record is from RefSeq and is a predicted model, not a curated record. Lineage: Eukaryota; Fungi; Ascomycota; Saccharomycetes; Saccharomycetales; Saccharomycetaceae. Bases 1 to 1632 code for a protein of 543 amino acids. Gene Ontology annotation, biological process: allantoate transport; tripeptide transport; dipeptide transport. Gene Ontology annotation, molecular function: dipeptide transmembrane transporter activity; allantoate transmembrane transporter activity. Gene Ontology annotation, cellular component: plasma membrane. The transcript has a single exon.
AUGUCGGCAGACAGGAGCUCAAAUUCAAAUGCUUCCCUAGAUGAAAAAAACUUAAACAUCACUUCUGAAGCUGAAAUCAAAAAUGGAGACGUAACUGCAGAACCAGUUCUAAGUACGGUCUUAUCGCCCAAUGGUAAACUUGUUUACAUCAGUGACAAAGUUGACGAGGCCAUGAAACUGGCUGAGGAAGCCAGAGAAAUUGAGGUGACCCCACAAGAAGAUAAAAAACUACGUUGGAAAAUCGAUUAUUGUAUGUUUCCCCUAAUGUGUAUACUUUACGCUGUUCAGUUCAUGGACAAAAUCUCCACUAGUUCGGCGGCAGUGAUGGGAUUAAGAACUGACCUAAAAAUGCACGGUGACCAAUACUCAUGGGUCACUUCUGCCUUUUAUUUUGGUUACUUAUUUAUGAAUUUAGGCCCAGUACAGUUCAUUUUUCAAAGGACCAGCCACAUGUCUAAAAUGCUUGCAAUUUUUGUUGUAGUAUGGGGGUUACUAUUAGCGUUACACGCAGCUCCAACGGUCAAGUAUCCUUCUUUUAUUGUGUUGAGAGUGCUUUUAGGCUGUGCAGAAAGUGUUGUGACGCCAUGCUUCACCAUUAUUACUGCUCAGUACUGGAAAACAGAGGAACAGUUCACAAGAGUGUCAAUAUGGUUUGGUAUGAAUGGUCUUGGUUCUAUUUUAAUUAAUGCAAUUGCGUACGGUGUUUACAUUCACCAGGACUCUUAUGCUAUCAAGGGCUGGAGAGCCCUAUUUGUGAUUACCGGUGUGAUUACAAUCUUUAUUGGCAUCUUGAUAUUCCUUUGGAUUCCUGAUGAUCCAUCAAAGGCAAGAUUUUUGUCCAAGAGAGAAAAAUUAAUGGUUGUCCAAAGAAUCAGGUCCAACCAGCAAGGGUUUGGUAAUCACGAAAUUAAGAAAUAUCAAAUUAUCGAGGCUUUGAAAGACGUUAGGACAUGGCUAUACUUCCUCUUUACAGUGAGCUCUAAUAUUCCUAACGGUGGUAUUUCAAGUUUUAUGAGUAUUCUAUUGAAUACUGAUUUCGGGUAUACAUCAAAGGAAACAUUAUUAAUGGGUCUACCCACUGGUGCCGUUGAAUUGGUCGGGUGCCCACUUUUUGGUAUUUUGGCAGUUUACGCAGCCAAUAAGAAAGUACCAUUUUGGAAGUACAAGUUAAGCUGGGCUAUCUUUGCAGCCGUCUUAGCAUUGAUUGCCAGUUGUAUGCUAGGGUUUGCAAAUAACUCGAAAAAAGCAAGACUAGCAGGUGCUUAUCUAUGGUACAUUUCUCCUGUCUCAUUUAUUUGUGUGCUUUCCAAUAUCAGCGCAAAUUCCUCGGGCUAUAGUAAAAAAUGGACUGUUUCUUCAAUAAAUUUAGUUGCCUAUGCUGCAGCAAACUUGGCAGGACCCCAAACCUUUAUUGCUAAACAGGCUCCUAAAUAUCACGGCGCUAAAGUAGCUAUGGUCGUAUGCUAUGCCGUCAUGAUCGUACUUCUAUCGGCAAUACUUAUCAUUAAUAUAAGAGAGAAUAAGAGGCGUGAUAACAUAGCUGCCGAGAGAGGCUUUCCAGAAGAAGCGGAGAAUUUAGAGUUUUCUGAUUUAACGGAUUUUGAAAAUCCAAAUUUUAGAUACACCCUAUGA